GGCAACGCUGUUCGUAAAACAGCUGAUUACUGUCACUUACGACGGUCGAUUAUGAAACAAAAACAAACGAUCGCUGUUGAAAGAGAAAUAAAUAAGAAAAUUUGCUGUUAUGAAUAAAAUUGCCAGUACACGCGUAUAACAAUUAAGCGUAUAAUUUGUGAUAAAAUUUAAACAUUUACAAGGGAUGUCAACCAAAGUUGUAGCUACGGCGACGGUGCGUGCGCUGAAAGGACGCAAACUGAUGCCCACACGAGCAGCUCUAACCUUGACAACAGCCGCAGUGAAUCGCAUUAAAGAAUUGUUAAAAAAUAAGCCAGAAUUUACAGGUUUGAAAGUGGGGGUGCGGCAGCGAGGCUGUAAUGGACUCUCCUAUACGUUGGAUUAUGCAAAAGAGAAAGCAGAUAAAUUCGACGAAGAAGUUGUACAGGACGGUGUCAAGGUGUUUAUAGAUAAGAAGGCGCAAUUGUCUUUGCUUGGUACGGAAAUGGAUUUUGUCGAGUCAAAACUAUCGAGUGAAUUUGUUUUCAAUAAUCCCAACAUAAAAGGUACCUGCGGAUGUGGCGAAUCGUUUAGCUUCUAAAUAGAUGAGAAUGGAAAAAGGGUGUAAAUACGAAAUAAGCGACCAAUUUAGAAUUUGUUACAAAGCUUCUCAGCAUACUCUUAAACAUAAGUAUGCUAUAAACUAGUUUAAAAUUUCAUUUAAGCGAUAGUUCUGAAUUAUGUGUUUUGUUUUAAAUGGAUAUAUUUAAAACUUUCAACUAAAUAUUUCAUUGAAUAUAAAGAGUAAUAUUGAACGCUUCAGCAGAACCUUAAUGUAUCUAUGUACGAAAUCAAAAAUCAGGGUUGUAUGAA
This is a messenger RNA of Rhagoletis pomonella (apple maggot), 852 nucleotides long. It is a transcript of the gene MagR, whose product is annotated as iron-sulfur cluster assembly 1 homolog, mitochondrial. Gene Ontology annotation, molecular function: 2 iron, 2 sulfur cluster binding. NCBI's taxonomy places the organism in Eukaryota, Metazoa, Arthropoda, Insecta, Diptera, Tephritidae. The coding region runs from base 185 to 580 and encodes 131 amino acids. Gene Ontology annotation, cellular component: mitochondrion; cytoplasm. The record is from RefSeq and is a predicted model, not a curated record. The transcript is spliced from 5 exons. Gene Ontology annotation, biological process: iron-sulfur cluster assembly.